Molecule: messenger RNA, 5312 nt
Organism: Magnolia sinica
Lineage: Eukaryota; Viridiplantae; Streptophyta; Magnoliopsida; Magnoliales; Magnoliaceae
Product: zinc finger CCCH domain-containing protein 19-like
Exons: 10
Coding region: 191-5002 (1603 amino acids)
Molecular function (GO): protein binding; DNA binding; metal ion binding
Source: RefSeq, a predicted model, not a curated record
ACCGAGGGGCCUCUCUCGCAUGUGCUAAUUGGGGGCUCUUUCUUUCCUAUCCACCCUAUCUCUCCUUCCCUCUUUCUAUGUAACCCGAAAACCCCACCCGUUUUCGGUCGUUCUUCACGUGGUUUUGAUCUAAUAAAACCGGCCAAAAACCAGUCGUACGGAAACCCUAGAGUUUCCUGUUUCUCUUUUCAUGGAAGAAGAAGAGGAGAUUUCGGAUGUUUUCAUUUCUCAACAAUACGAGCAUUCCACCGAGGCAGAGGACCGGCCGCCUCAGGACGAGUUGGAGCCGUCUGGUGCCCAGGAUGUCACCGCUCUUCUUUCCGAAACCCUAAUACUUCCUGAAGUUGUAGACGACUCACAGCUCCUCGGCUCUCCUCCUGCUGUUGCAGCCCCUGCCGAGGAGCCGGCUCCGGUGGAGGCGACGGCUUCGGUAGAGGCGACGGCUCCAGUAGAGGCGACGGCUCCGGUGGAGGGGACGGCUGCGGUGGAUGCGAUGGCUGCGGUGGAUGUGAUGGCUACGGUGGAUGCGACGGCUAUGGUGGAUGCGACGGCUACGGUGGAUGUGACGGUUAUGGUGGAUUCGAUGGCUACUGUGGAUGCCACGGCUCUGAUGGGGGCGACAGGAGGGAUGGAGGAGGAGGUGAAGGAAGCGGGGGAGGCUGCUGUUGUGGAGACGAGCCGAGGAGGGAGGCGGAGGCGGGGCCGGCCAACAGCAUCUUUACGGCACCGUCCUAGGGCCCCACCGAAGAAGAAGGAAGAAGAGGAUGUUUGCUUCAUAUGUUUCGACGGUGGGAAUCUCGUCCUCUGUGAUCGGCGGGGUUGCCCGAAGGCAUAUCACCCUCAAUGCAUUAAUCGUGAUGAGGCUUUCUUCCGAUCAAAGGGUCGAUGGAACUGCGGUUGGCAUAUAUGCAGCAAAUGUGAAAGGGCUGCCCAGUAUAUGUGCUAUACUUGUACAUAUUCCUUGUGCAAGGGGUGCAUGAAAGAAGCUGGAUUUCUAUGUGUUAGAGGAAACAAAGGCCUGUGUGAAACAUGCAUGAGAACUGUUAUGCUGAUAGAGCAAAAUGGGCAGACAAACAAUGGAAUGCCUGCAGUAGAUUUUGAUGACAAGACCAGCUGGGAGUAUCUCUUCAAGGAAUACUGGCUUGAUUUGAAACGGAAGCUAUCAUUAGCUCCAGACGAGCUCACUAGAGCGAGAAAUCCAUUGAAGGGUUCUGGUGUUUUGGCUCGCAACGGCGAAUCUUCUGAUGAAUUGUAUGACGCUAAUGCUGAUAUAGGUUCUAGUUCAGACAGUUCUUCCGGACACCUUGAAGCGAGUACUACAAAGAAAGGGAAGAAACGGUCAAGGUCCUCUGCCAGUAAGGAAGGUUCUUCUAUUGUGAAACAUGAAGUUGGUAGCGAACGGCCAUCUGUUCCAGAGGGCACAGAAUGGGCUUCAAAAGAGCUCUUGGAGUUUGUUUCACACAUGAAGGAUGGAGAUAAAUCAAUCUUAUCCCAGUUUGAUGUUCAGGCUCUUUUGCUAGAAUAUAUUAAACGAAAUAAUCUUCGUGAUCCACGCAAGAAAAGUCAAAUCAUAUGUGAUUCAAGGCUGGAAAGUCUGUUUGGAAAAGCACGCGUGGGACAUUUUGAAAUGUUAAAGCUUCUUGAAUCACACUUUCUCAUUAAAGAAAAUCCUCUACCAUUAGAAGAUGACGGUCAAGGGGGAAUGUUAGAUAGUGAGGCUAUUCAAAUGGAGGCUGAAGGUAACAGUGAUUCUGCAAAGGCAGUUUUAGAUAAGAGAAGGAAAAUACGCAAAAGGAUUGAUGACAGAGGGCCGCAGGCUAAUCUUGAUGAUUAUGCAGCCAUUGAUGUUCAUAAUAUUAAUUUAAUUUACUUGCGACGUAACUUGAUGGAGGAUUUGAUUGAUGAUGUGGAAAAGUUCCAAGAUAUGGUUGUUGGCUCUUUUGUUAGAAUAAGGAUUUCUGGCACAGGUCAAAAGCAAGAUAUGUACAGGCUAGUUCAAGUUGUAGGUACUGGCAAGGCGGCAGAGAUGUAUAAAACUGGGAAAAAGACAACAGAUUUUACGGUUGAGAUAUUGAAUUUAAACAAGACAGAGGUUAUAUCUAUCGAUAUAAUUUCAAAUCAGGAGUUUACUGAGGAAGAAUGCAAGCGUUUGCGUCAAAGCAUAAAAUGUGGAUUGAUUCCUCGCCUAACAGUGGGAGAGGUUCAGGGAAAAGCAAGGGCCCUCCAGGCAGUGAGAGUCAAUGAUUGGUUGGAAACGGAGCUGUUGCGGCUUAGUCAUCUUCGUGACAGGGCAAGUGAAAAAGGCCGUAAAAAGGAGCAUAGAGAAUGUGUAGAAAAAAUCCAGCUCUUGAACACGCCUGAGGAGCGUUCUCGUAGACUGCAGGAACUUCCUGAAGUACAUGCUGACCCGAAUAUGGAUCCAGGAUAUGAAUCCGAUGAACAUGAAGAGGAACUAGAUGAUAAGAAACAAGACAACUACAUGAGGCUGAGAGAUUCUGGACUUUCUAGGAAGGGAAGAGAUCCGAUCUCUCCAGGAAAAGUUAUGGCUUCAAAUGAUGGUUGGAGUGCUGCAUGGAAUCCAGGCAGAAAUGUGUCACCAAAAGGAGUUAGCUGGGAUAAAGCAGACGCUGCUACUGCUGCUGGUGAGAGAACAAAUGAUUCAUGGAAUCAAGGAAGAGAUGCGCACCACACAAACAGUUGGGAGGCUGCUACAAGUUUGGAGUCUGCUGCAUGGAAUAGCCAACCCAUGACAAGAUCUGGACAGCCUUCUAGUGCACCAGAAAGUGCAUCAACACCUCUAGCUUCAGUGGUGGUAGUAUCAUCUACCAUCAGUGAGACUGACAAAAUAUGGCACUAUCAGGACCCAUCUCGCAAAAUCCAAGGACCCUUUUCAAUGGCGCAGUUGCGUAAGUGGAGUAAGACAGGAUAUUUUCCAGACAAUCUUAGAAUAUGGAAAGUACUUGAGAAGCAAGAAGACUCUAUAUUGUUGACAGAUGCACUGAUUGGGAAGUUCCAGAAAGACUCUAUAUCCCAACUGACAGAUAAACGUCAAAAUGGUAGUGCAGCACCACCUGCAGCAGUCAAUUCCUCUCUCAGUUGGGAUUCAUCAAAGGGUUCCAAUGCAUGGUCCGGUCAAGCCCCAAGCCACACCCCGGGACUAUCAUUCUCUGGGCAGUCGUAUCAAAUGCCAUCCCAUCAAGGAAGAGACGGUCAGGGUGGAGGUAAUGCUGGCAGAUGGAAUUCCAUUCAGACACAUGGAAAUCUGAACAUAGCCACAGGGAUUAAUCAGCCCAGUACUUGGGGGUCUUCUGGCCAAUCUUCUGGAGAAGGUCUGAAGGUGCAACCAGAAAUGCCAUCAGCAGUAGCCCACAAAUUUACAGCAGAAGGGUGGGGUACCAAUCAGGGUAGCAGAAAUGAUUUUUCAGAUCCACCUACACCUACACCGAAGCCAAGCAGUGGAGGGUGGACAGUGGGGCAGGUUGCUGAUCACACAUGGUCUCCUACUUCUGUUCAGCCUGGCUCUACCUGGCCCACCACUCCAAUUUCUGGAAUGAAUGGCCCACAGCAACAGCCUCCAGCUGUUGCGACCGAUUCUAGCAUCAUUGUUGGGGGAUGGGACUCUAACCAUUCGCCAGCUUCCACUCUUAAGCCGACUGAAACAGGUGGUUGGAUUUCUGGGCAACCAUCCCCGAAUAUACUGCCUGAAGGUGCAGAGCAAGGCAACAGAAAUGGUUCGCUGAAUCUGCCUGCCCCCACUCCAAAGCCAAGCAGUGCUGGUGGUUGGGCUGGCAGCCAGGGGCCUACUGUUUCAGCUGUUUCUGUUCAACCAACAAGUGCUGGAUGGAGCAAUGCUCGAACUCCUGGAGACACUGGAGAACAGCUGUCUUCAUCUGUUGUGAAUGAACCUUUCAAGGUAGCUCUUGCUUGGGACCCACCAUCCCCCAAUCUAGUAAAACCUUCAGUCGACAAUAUUCCAGAAGGUCAGCAGACAACACUUCCUGAUGUUUCUAGCUCGUCGACCCAUAUGAUGGUGGAUUUUUUAAGCUCUGAAGGCAAUCGGCAAGUUCCUACUCAGAUUAUGGUGACAGAUCAGCAACAUGUAGUCUCACAUGGAGUUGAGCCAGAAAAGAAGUCCCAAACACUUGUUUCUACAGUUGCUGAGAGCGCAAUGUUAGUAGAUGAUCAAGGACCUGAUCCUACUACCUCAGCUACUGCUUCCAGUCUUCCACCUGCCCAGGCCUCUGAAGUGAAUUGGCAAGCACUGGCUCCAUUAGCAUCAGCUGAAUUUCUCCAGUCAAACAUGCAGAACCAGGUUCAUUUUGCAUUUUCGGAGAGCAUUCAGACACCUUCUACAGCUGCAGCAAUCUUGUCACAGGACGGAUGGGGACCUUCUGGUUGGAAUGUUGUUGCCAAUGCUGCAGUCAACAACAGCCAGCCAAACCCAUCGGUCCUCUUGUCUGGUAACCCAUGGAAUGCUGGUCCUGUUAUUGAGUCUCCUAUUCCCAUGAUGAACACAGGUCGAGUUGCAGGGGCAACAGAAAACCGAAAUACUCUUUGGAUGACAGCUGAAAAUUCAAACCAAAGUUGGUUGCCAGCGCAAGGAAAUGCAAACACCGGGUUUGGAACAGCCCCACCACAGGGGAAUACAAAUGCUGGGUGGGGAAUGGGAAUGGCGCCACCGAAUGCAAAUGCGGGAUGGGGAGCAGCUGUACAUGGAAAUACCAAUAUGGGUUGGGAUCCAUCUGCUGGAAAUUCAAGCAUGUGGGUUGGUAAUCAACAGACUCCCAUGGGGGAGAGGUUUUCUGGUCAGAGCGACCGAGGUUUCCAGGGCGGUGAAUCUGGGCAAGGUGGCGGGAGGCCUUUGUGGAUGAGGCAGGCAUCUGGUGGGGGAGGAGGGUCUUCCAGGCAGGCCCCUCCCAGAGGUGGGGGGCAGAGAGUGUGCAAAUUCCAUGAGAAUGGGUAUUGCAAGAAGGGUUCCUCAUGUGGCUAUCUGCAUACCUGAUAAGACAAAAUAGAGAGAGAGAGAGAGAGAGAGAGAGAGAGAGAGAGAGAGAGAGAGAGAAACAUCUUGAUUUUGUGUACAGCCAUUUUCAUUUUAGGAGCUUUGGCUUAUUUAGCUAACGUUGGCUUUGUUACAUGAUGGAGAACUUGUGCAGUUAGUAGCAUAUGGUGUACUUUAUUUCUCUGCAAUUUUGUUGUGUUUUGCGUUUCUUUCCGUCGUUACAGAGUGCUGCCAUUCCAGAAUUCUGGGCGCAUGGCUUAAUAAUUAUAUGUUGCUGUUGCGUUCUAAUUAUAUAUGUCGUGUCCCAUCC